This is a messenger RNA of Diaporthe amygdali, 837 nucleotides long. RefSeq lists its product as uncharacterized. Lineage: Eukaryota; Fungi; Ascomycota; Sordariomycetes; Diaporthales; Diaporthaceae. Bases 1 to 837 code for a protein of 278 amino acids. The record is from RefSeq and is a predicted model, not a curated record. The transcript has a single exon.
AUGGGAAACCAGAAACACCACCAUGGUCACCACAAGACCAAAGAUGAACAGAAAGUUCUUCCAUGCAAGAGCAAACACCGAAACUGUCAGCAUAAGUGGGACUCUCAAAGUGGAUUACACCACCACGGCUACCGUUGCGUAGUCAAGUGGCAGCCGUGCCGGAAGGGAGAGGCUGAUACCUGGAUCAAUGAGAACGUUACAGUUGAUUCAGGCCAAUCGCGUCAUGGCCGAGGCAGACAUCGACACGGUGACGAGGCCGGGCCAUCCAGACAGCGAGCGCCGGCCCAACAACCGCAGGAUGAGCCGGGUGAGACGGCCGGAGCCGAGGGACAUGCCGCGGCAGCGCCACCUGUAGGACCGGAGGAUGGUGACCUGGUGGAGUCCGGCGGCAGCGUACACUCUGGGCCGUUUGGUCCGACGAGGUCGAGCCGGCUAGUGGACCCGGGCAUGCCCCCCUCAGGCAAUGUGCCAUAUGGGGAUAUGCCUGGAAAUGGAGGCAUGAGCUACGGUCAGGGCCAGUAUUACUCGGGAGGGUAUGAAGGCGGCGAAGAGAUGCCCUAUGCUGACGAAUUUGACGGCGAUGAACCCAUGCCUUUUGCUGAGGAGUACGGAGGAAAUGAGGACAUGCGCCUUCGGGAAGAGCUUGAAGCUCUUGAAGCCGACUUGAGGGCUCAGAGCACCACGGCUGAACCGAAAGUGGCACGAGAUCGGUGGGUGGACGUACAUCCUGAUAAUCUCUACCAGUCAGGUCAUACCCCAGGUGUGAUUACAGCCCCGGACUACCAGAUAGACAGAUCGCGAUGGACUGAGGUACAACGCUCUCAGUAUGAACGUUGA